This is a messenger RNA of Ogataea parapolymorpha DL-1, 768 nucleotides long. RefSeq names its product Pre-mRNA-splicing factor CWC26. Gene Ontology annotation, biological process: mRNA splicing, via spliceosome. The record is from RefSeq and is a predicted model, not a curated record. The transcript has a single exon. Gene Ontology annotation, molecular function: RNA binding. Gene Ontology annotation, cellular component: RES complex; U2-type spliceosomal complex. The coding region runs from base 1 to 768 and encodes 255 amino acids. NCBI's taxonomy places the organism in Eukaryota, Fungi, Ascomycota, Pichiomycetes, Pichiales, Pichiaceae.
AUGUCGCUCCAAGAUUAUCUCAAGAAAUAUGUCUCUGAGGAACCUCAGGAGCAGGGAUCAGAGUCAGAUUUGUCCGAGACAGAGGAAGGACCUGUUAUUGUCGAGAGAAAGGUGCAGUCCAAGGGUUGGACGUCAGUAGAGACGAAGGAGACGACAGGUCCGCGACCGAAUCUCAUGCAGGACGGCUCGCUGCCAGGUCUCAAGACUGGGGAGGACAUUAAAAGGUCGAUGGAAAUGAAACAGCGUCAAUUGGAAGACGAGAAGCGCAAGGUUCAGCAGCAUUACGAUCCAAAUAAUGUCGAGACAGUCUACAGAGAUGCCACUGGGCGGAGGCUAUCCAAAGUUGAGGAUCCAGACGCACAAAGAAAGGCAGAAGAGGAACGGAUAAAAGAAGAAAUAAAGCGUAUCAAUGAGAGCGAAUACACAGCGAUACGAAAACAAAAGGAAGAACAACGAUUAAAGCAGCUAGGAACAGAGACACAGGAGAGCAGAGAUCACCAAAAAAAACAGAUUGUAAACGACGACGACCCUGCGUUGCUGUUUGACUCAAAUCUACAGAGCCGCAAAAGAAAGCUUACCAAUCUGAGCGCGACAGGCAGAAAACUAUACGCUGAAACCGGGUAUCCAGACAAUAGGUUUGGCAUACGGCCUGGCUGGCGUUGGGACGGGGUGAACCGCACCAACGGGUUCGAACAGCGGUGGUUCGAAAGACGGCAGGAACUGGAGCAAAACGAAGUUCUAAAGUACACAUUACAGGAAGAUAUAUAG